This is a messenger RNA of Pomacea canaliculata, 3600 nucleotides long. RefSeq names its product ATP-binding cassette sub-family B member 7, mitochondrial-like. Gene Ontology annotation, cellular component: mitochondrial inner membrane. Gene Ontology annotation, molecular function: ABC-type transporter activity; ATP hydrolysis activity; ATP binding. The transcript has 15 exons. The record is from RefSeq and is a predicted model, not a curated record. Bases 37 to 2247 code for a protein of 736 amino acids. Gene Ontology annotation, biological process: intracellular iron ion homeostasis; transmembrane transport. Lineage: Eukaryota; Metazoa; Mollusca; Gastropoda; Architaenioglossa; Ampullariidae.
AGAGGGGAAGUAACUCUGUCACCAUCUGUCGGCGACAUGACCGAGGCGCUUGUUCGCUGCGGCUUGACAGUGACUGCGAAUCGUUUACUUUUAAGGGAUCCUGUGAGAUGGGUAUUCCACAAAAACUUUAGUUCCCUACAGCCACAAUAUCACCAGAAGCUUUUGAGAUAUCAUCGCCCCAUAUGCGUGUCGAAGAAGAGCAAGCAACAUGGGGACAGACGUGGACAAACAGAGGGGUGUAAAAUUACUUUUGGAAAGACCUCGCUUUUCCAGAAAGUAUUUGGACGAGUGGUAACAAGGAGACAAUGGCAUCCUGGGGCAUCAAAUCUUACCCCACAAGAGCUUCAAGGGCUGUCAGAUGCAAAAACUCCAAGUGGAAGGGAAAUAGUUCAAUCUAUGUUCACCUACAUCUGGCCAAAAGACAACUAUGGAAUCAAAGUCAGGGUUAUAGCUGCCCUAUCACUGCUGGUUGGAUCAAAGUUAGUCAAUGUUCAAGUACCUUUCAUCUUCAAGUAUGGUGUGGACUAUCUCAAUGACACAUCAAACUUUCUGAAUCUUGCUGAUCCUUCCAACACACUUUUUACAGCUGGCGUGGCUAUUAUGAUUGGUUAUGGUGUUGCAAGAGCAACAGCAGCUGGUUUCAAUGAGCUUCGCAAUGCUGUUUUUGGCAAAGUUGCACAAAGCUCCAUCCGGCAUUUGGCUCGGAAUGUUUUCCUGCAUCUACAUUCGCUUGAUCUCAACUUCCAUUUGUCCCGACAGACAGGAGCUUUAUCUAAAGCCAUAGAUCGAGGCACAAGGGGAAUCAACUUUGUUUUGAGUGCCUUGGUUUUCAAUGUUGUACCAACAUUAUUUGAAGUGUCCCUUGUGACUGGUAUCAUGUACUACAAGUGUGGAUUGCCAUUUGCACUUGUCACUCUUGGCUGCAUCACAUCAUACUCUGUGUUCACACUGCUCUUCACUCAGUGGCGCACCAAAUUCCGGGUGAUGAUGAAUAAAGCAGACUCUGAGGCAGGAAACAAAGCCAUUGACUCUCUCAUUAACUAUGAGACUGUGAAGUAUUUCAACAAUGAGAAAUAUGAAGCAGACAAGUAUGACGAGUGCUUAAAGAAGUAUGAAGAGGCAUCUCUGAAGACAACCACGAGUCUGGCAGCACUCAACUGGGGACAAAAUGCCAUCUUUAGUGCAGGCAUAACUGCCGUCAUGAUCUUGGCUACUCAGAAUAUUAUGGCAGGCACAAUGACUGUGGGUGAUCUUGUGAUGGUGAAUGGACUGCUGUUCCAGCUUUCCUUGCCACUCAACUUCCUGGGCUCAGUGUAUCGUGAGGUGCGGCAGUCUCUCAUUGACAUGCAGACCAUGUUUAGCCUCCUCAACCUUUCUACAAAAAUUAAGAGUGCUGCAGAUGCACCAUUAUUGAAGAUUGGCCCUCAAGAAUCCACAAUCACAUUUGAGGAUGUUCACUUUGAGUAUGUAUCUGGCCAGAAGAUACUUCAGGGUCUUUCCUUCACUGUGCCUUCAGGCAAGAAGAUUGCCAUUGUUGGUGGCAGUGGUUCGGGGAAAUCCACAGUUGUUCGACUGUUGUAUCGAUUCUAUGACCCUCAAGCUGGAAGAAUCUUAAUAAAUGGACAAGACAUUUCUCAAGUUGAUCUCAACAGCCUGCGGAAAGCAGUGGGUGUAGUGCCACAGGACUGUGUUUUGUUCCACGACACAGUAUAUCACAACAUCUUGUAUGGCGAUCUCAAGAAAUCUGAACAGGAUGUUUACAGGGCAGCUGAAAUGGCAGAAAUUCAUGAUGCAAUCAUGACACGUUUUCCACUCAAGUACCAAACACAAGUUGGUGAACGAGGACUGAAGCUGUCAGGUGGUGAGAAACAGCGCAUUGCCAUUGCUCGAGCAAUUAUGAAAGACCCAAAUAUCCUCGUGUAUGAUGAAGCAACAUCUUCCUUAGACACAAUUACGGAACAGAAUAUUUUGCAAGCACUUCGAAGAGUGACAAAGGGUCGAACAACCAUUGUGAUCGCUCACCGCCUGUCAACUGUGGUUGAUUCUGAUGAAAUUCUUGUGUUGAAGGACGGUGCUGUUGCUGAGCGAGGAACACACUACUCACUGAUGGCUAAUCCUGUCAGCCUGUACUCAGAGCUCUGGCGAAAGCAGAGUUCUGUGCCCCUAGUAGAUGAAAAUAUCCAUGCAAAUAACAACUACAAAGAUGUUGUCAUUGAUGAGAAAAGCUCUAUACCUCAUUCUCAUUAGUGAAAAAUGGGGAUGAUGAGUAAAAGAUUGUGCAUUCAGUGAAGUAAAAAAGACCAUCUGUAAUUAUAUUAUGAAAAUAGAAAAUUUAACAAAUUUCAGUCACAUCUGGUGAUAUUAGAUUUAUAAGUUAAUAUGUUGAUUUCAAGAGACAGUUUUUAAUUUCUAGAUAUUUGCUCCUUUAGAUAGGGCACAUUGUUUUCUUUUUAAUAGGUAGGUUACUGUCCACAUGCACACACAGACAUACAUAUAUGCGUACAGACUGCAGGUACUAGAAUUUGGAGGGAAGCACUAAAGAGUGAAUGGUGAAUCUUAUAGCACAUGCAUAAACAGUAAGAAAUAUUCAGUAUGUUAAGCCUUGCUCAUUAUUUUAAUUGUUUGGGGUUUGAUAUGCAGUCUUUUUUUCUUGUGUCAACCAGGUUUUAUUUCUAUAAUUUUUAAGAAUUUAAGUCUUUCAUCUAACAAGUGUAAAACAUUUUGUUAAUGUUCAGAAUGAAGAUAAAAUGUUUGCUUGUACUUAAAUGGCAACUGUAAUCCGUAAAAUGUUAUUGUAUAUUUAAAAUUAUUUGCUAUGUGAUCCAAAACUCCUAAAAACCACACCUAGGGAAUCAAUAAUUUAAGCAUAUUGACAUAAAUGUUACUUUUGAAGUUAAAGAGUGGUACACCAGUUUGGGUUUGAUGGUUUUUUCCCUAAAGCAAUAAAAAAAUAAUUUUAAAAAACCAUUCUUGUUAAAUCUAAAUGUUUGGAUUCAUGAAGAUUUCUUUUUAAAUACUACCAAAUAACUCCAUAGUGGAUUUAUCUGUCCUUUAAAACAGUACAGUUUGUCUUUUAUCAUUAAAAUGUACUUUUACAGUUUCAGACAAUAAGUACAAGAAGUUCUUAACUCUUUUAAUUGCUUUAAUUACAUCAGAUGUGGAAACAAGCGUCACAAAAUACCAGGUGGAAAGAUAUCCCACAAUGUAACCAUAUAAUCUUAUCAAAUAAUUGUACAGAAACAUAUUGCAGUUUGCAACAUACAUUUCAAGCUGUUGUAUUUAGAUGAAACAUAAUUACUGUCAUUUAAUCAUUUAACUAUAACUGACAGAAGCAUUUGGAUGUAAACUUGCCUGAGAACAAGAAAUCAAAAAUGCUUGUUUCUUCUAUUUUGCCAUUCCCUCCUUAACAGGAAAUAGACUUUAAGAGAAAUAAAUAUGAUUGGAUUUUACAGGCAGCAGUUCCUUUCUUUCUAAUAUUGAUCACUCAAGUGAAAAGUAUUUUAAAAUUGUAAAACUUUCAUAAUAGCUUAAUUCUCAAUCAUUCAUGUAUCACCACCCCUGGGUCCAUACGGAAAGAAAUAAAGGCUGUUUCAUAAAGUA